CUGGACCUGGACUGGGAAUACCCCGGCUCCAGGGGCAGCCCUGCCCAGGACAAGUCUCUCUUCACCGUGCUGGUUAAGGAGCUGCUGGCAGCCUUCGAGCAGGAAGCCAGGCAGACCAACAGGCCCCGGCUCAUGGUCACCGCCGCUGUCGCUGCCGGGCUUUCCACCAUCCAGUCUGGCUACGAGAUCGCCGAGCUGGGCAAGUACCUGGAUUACUUCCACGUCAUGACCUACGACUUCCACGGCUCCUGGGAGAGGAACACUGGCGAGAACAGCCCCCUGUUCGCCGGCCCUGCCGACAGCGGCGACUACAAAUACUUCAACGUUGAAUACGCCAUGAACUAUUGGAAGAGCAAUGGUGCCCCAGCUGAGAAGCUCCUGGUGGGAUUCCCAACCUAUGGAAAGAGCUUCACCCUGCAGAACCCAUCUGACACCUCUGUUGGAGCUCCAGCAUCCGGCCCUGGCCCCGCUGGGCCCUACACCAGGGAGGCUGGAACUCUGGCUUACUACGAGAUCUGCUCUCUGCUGAGCUCUGGAGCCACCCAGGCUUGGGACGAACCCCAGGAUGUCCCCUACGCCUACAAGGGCAGCGAGUGGGUCGGCUACGACAACGUCAAGAGCUUUGGCCUCAAGGUGGACUGGCUGAAGAAGAACAACUUUGGAGGAGCCAUGGUGUGGGCCCUGGACAUGGAUGACUUCACUGGGGAAUUCUGCAAGGAAGGCAAAUACCCCCUGAUCUCCAGCCUGAAGAAGGGCCUGGGGCUGCAGAGCGGAGGUGAGUGGCUCCAGGAGAGCAGGAGCAGCUCCUUGAUGGAGACUCCCAAAAUUCCUGUGCAGGUGUGGGAGGGACAAAACAUUUUCAACCCUUUUCCCACCUGAAUUCCAGACUGUAUUCCCAUUUGAAGUUCCCACCUCCCA
Passer montanus (Eurasian tree sparrow) is the source of this 918-nucleotide messenger RNA. RefSeq names its product acidic mammalian chitinase-like. Gene Ontology annotation, cellular component: extracellular region. Gene Ontology annotation, molecular function: chitin binding; chitinase activity. The record is from RefSeq and is a predicted model, not a curated record. Lineage: Eukaryota; Metazoa; Chordata; Aves; Passeriformes; Passeridae. The transcript has 6 exons. The annotation marks the transcript as partial. Gene Ontology annotation, biological process: carbohydrate metabolic process; chitin catabolic process.